UUUUUUUAUUAGUUUAUGACAAUGAUGAAAUGUUAGUUCCUAAAAACACUUCUGUUAUUGUGGCUCGAGUUCCGGUUGCUGCGGGAAACAAAAAAAGCUGGGAUAAACCUGAUCUGCCUUUGCCAGUGGAUGAUGAUGAUUUGGGACAAAUACGUUAUGACAGAAUUGUUAAGAAUGCUGAUCUUGUCAAUGCAAAUGCAAGUGAAGACGAUAAAGUAAAAGCAAUGAUUACACAGUCUAGUCAAGAAUAUGAUCCUUCAAAAUACGUGAAGAGCCGCAGUAUGACAGGACCACUUCCCCCUACAUAUACAUGUUACCGAUGUGGCAAGCAGGGGCAUUGGAUUAAAAACUGCCCAACUAACAAUCCGGAUGUGAAACGUAGUACAGGAAUCCCUCGUAGUUUUAUGGUUCCGGUAGAUGGUCCUGAACAUAAAGGGGCUCUUCUAACGAGCUCGGGAGAUUAUGCUGUUCCUUUAAUUGAUCAUCAAGCUUACAAAGAAGUAAAGAAGGAAAAACCUCCAUUUGUUCCCCAAGAGGAACCAGCUACUGAGCCUGAAGCACAGAUACCUGAGGAAUUGCUCUGUAUGGUGUGUAAAGACUUGCUCCAAGACGCUGUGCUCAUCCCAUGUUGUGGAAAUAGUUUUUGUGAUGAAUGUGUGCGUCAAGUUCUUCUGGAAUCUGACAAUCAUGAAUGCCCUGUAUGCCAUGAGACAGAAGUGUCUCCAAACACAUUAAUUCCAAAUCGUUUCUUAAGAACUGCAGUGCUCAACUUUAAAAAUGAAACUGGUUAUACACGGGUGAAAAAGGUUUUUGUUGCAAAGUCACCUCCUGGUGCAUCACAGUCUGUAGAUUCUCCACAGCCUUCUCCUGAUUCAACUGUCGAGAAUCAGCCGCAACAGCAGGCUGACACCGUGUCUGUAAAUCAGUCUGAGAGUAUUCCUCUUUCAGAAGAGAAAGAACAGUGUGAUGAUGUAAAAGAGAAAACAGAUCCACCUGUUGAAAACGUUGAUACAAGUUUACAUUCUGUACCUGAAGGCAGUUUACAUUCUGCACCUGAGGGCAGUCUGUCUCCUAAACAAAAGGCUGAGGAAGAGCCUGAGGAUACCCAGCCUGGAACCCCACUAGCUGAUGAACCUCCAGUUGAUGUGACAAGCCAGUCUUUACCAAUACAAGCAAUUGGUCAAGAUUCAUAUCACUCAGAACAGUAUGAUUAUUAUCCUAGUUCUAAGCAAAGUCGCCAUGAUGCAUACAAUCGGUAUAGGGAGGAUUAUUCACCGUCAUCAGAACCGAGACCCAUCAGCACUAUAGAAACAAUUACAAAUAUUCGUAAAACUAAAUAUGUUGGUCGUUUGGCUCCAGUACGUCAGCAAUUUCCGAAUCAGAGACCACAUCGUGAGGAAAGAUCUGAUACAUAUACACAUGAAAGGGACGAUUAUCAUGGUAGAUAUGAAAGAAGACGGGGUGAUAGAGGCUCUAGAACCUCUCAUCAAUCACAUUAUGACAGGUCUCCUCGGGAAUCCAGAUAUCAUAUCUCAGAGGGACUUGAUUAUUCAUCAAAUGACUAUGACCAUCAUGACACUCAUUAUAGUUCUCAUUUACAUGAUGAAACUAUUCCCAGGCAUCAAGAAAGGUAUAGAACUCCACCACUGCCAAUUCCUCUUGCUCCUGCUGUUCCAACUCAAAUUUAUGCUGCACCCAGUGUUCCUCCACUUUUACCUACUCCUCAAGUAUUUGCUCCUCAACCACCUCCUCCAGGUGCCUCACCUAUAGAAACAUCUCACAUGGCUGCUCAGCCUCCACCUCCUGGAGUUGGACCAUUACUUCCACCUUCAGUUUCUGGUGAUCCUACUUCAUUCACUAAUCGACCAUAUGAUACUGAGGAUCCUUUGAAAGAGACUAAAAAGAUUGAAGAAAGGAGCAUUGACGACAGAUUUGAAGCAUUUCAAAGACAACUGGAAAAACGUGAUCGAGAGAGAGAGUAUUCUAGAGAUCGUGGAUCACGUAGCAGGAGUCUAAGUUCAGAUAGAGAAAGAUCUCGAUCAUCAUCGAGGUCUCGUUCUUAUUCUUCCAAAUCAUGGACCAGAUCACCUUCACGAAGUUCGUCACGUUCACCCAGAUCUAGAUCACAUACUCCUUUCUCCAGUAGAUCUAGAUCAAGAUCGUAUUCACCUUCAAGGUCUAGGUCUUGGUCAAAAGCUCGAUCAUAUACUAGAUCUCGCUCUCGUACUAGAACUGAAUCUUCUAGAUCUCGAUCCAGAUCUAGACCAGAAUCAAGAUUAAGACGCAGGGGUGUUUCUCGAGACAGACUGAGGUCACCUCGACCAAGAACACGUUCUCGUUCUUUUUCGCCUAAAGAAUAUCGACCUCCUUCUCACAGAGGUAUGUCUUACUCAGGAAAACAUAAUUAUACGCCUCCUCAGUAUGGAGGAGGUGCAUCAUAUCAGUCUCACUAUGGCCCACCUCCAUCACUACUUCCUCUGCCAGUUAUGCGACCUCCAACUUUUGCAGCUCAUCAUAUGCAUUCUCUGCAUCCACCUGCACAGCCUAUUCACUCACGACCUAUUGAACAGUACCCUGUUGAAAGACCACCAAAGUAUCCUCCAUCUUAUAGUGAUCAGUAUCCGCCAUAUAAUAUGUAUCAACCAAAAUACCAGCAUCAGAGAUUUGAGCGAGAUCCAAGAGGAAUGAGGUAUGAUAAAAGGCAAGAGUAUCAAAGACAUCCUGAAGAGUUUUCUCACAGAAUACCUGGUUUGGUUGGUGAUAGAUCACGUGAAUACAAACCAAGAUUCCGUCAGCCUAGGGAUCAACAGAGAGGAAAAGAAAUUAAAGAACUUCCUAAAGUACCAGAACCUGAAAUUAAAAUUGUGCAUUCUAAAGACUCAGAAAAUAUAGCCAAUAAAAAGAAAGAAGAAAAAGCUGUUUUAAAGCACAAAAAGCAUCAUCAUCAUCAUAAGAAUAAAGAACUAAAAAAGCAGGAAAAUAAGAUCCCAGUUAUGAUAGGUAUUGAAAAACAUGCUGAGGCUUCAAGAAACCUAAUUAAAGUUGAAGUUGUUGAAAAAAUAAAUGAAAAUAAACCUGUUUUGGAAUCUUCUGCUAAAGUAGCAAAAAAUGUUGAAAAAGUUAAAGACAAGAAACAUAAGCAUAAAAAGCAUAAAGUUCCUGAUCAACCAGGCAAAAAGAAAAAGUCUACUAAAAAAGAGAAAUUGGAAGGGGCAGUAAACACGGAUUCUGAUCUUUCUACAAAAGUUAAGGUUAAAAAAAAGAAGAGUAAAUUGAAAGCUGUUGCUGAAGAAAAAAAUCCUCUUGACACCCAAGAACAGGUGUCAUCUAAACCUGAGACUUCAGCUGCUGAAAAUGAAAACUUGUCAAGUUCUAAAAGUGUGCCAGCUGAAGAUUUACCAGCAAAAAGUAAUGAGGAUGAGUCUGUUAAUGAUACAUUAAAUUUAUUUCCAGAUGAAGCAGAGAGUGAAACAGUUAUUUUAAAUGCAGAAACCACAUCUGUUGUAGAUUCCAAUGGUGAAGUUGUUUGUCAGCCUGGUGAUAAUGGAGAAAUAAUUGAUACAGAAGAAAUUGAAGUGGCUGUAAGUGAAGAAGAAUUAGCUGAAAAUGAAGAAAAUGUCCUCCAUGUUGAUGUCCCUGGUCUUUCAAAAUGGGAACGGGAAGAAAUUGAUGAUGAUUUUGUAACAAGGCCACAGCGAAAAAGUGCGGUUAUUGUACCUAAAGAUGAAAAAGGUGCAUUAUCCUCUGAUAUUAUUCAACGAGCUGAACUAGUCAUUCUUUCAAAACCUUUUAAACCUAGAAUAGAUACUAAAGAAAAAGAUUCUAAGGAUUCGAGUGAAGUAUCUAGUCCUGAAACUGCUUCAAAUAAGCAUAAAGAUGUUCCUGAAUUGAAAAGUGUCGUAAAUUCUGAACGAUUGGCAUCACCUACUUUACAGGUGACUAUUUCUACAACCAAAGAGAAGCGUUCUGUUCAUUCUAAACCUGAAGAAAUUAGAAGUUCUAGAGAUGGAAAGCAGAGGCAGUCAAGCCGCACAAAAGCAGAGCGAGCUAAUCUCAGCAGCAAAGACGAGCAUAAAGUUCAUCGAACAAUCACUGUACAUUCAUCAAAAUCAGAUGAAAAAGUUAAAGAUAGGAAGAAUAAAAUAUCAGAUCGACAGGAUAGGAGAGAAGUAAAUUCAAGUAGCCGAAAUUCAUCUCGUGAUCGAAGAGAGUAUAGUCACAGAAAUGAGAGAGAGAAGGAAAGCAGACGAGAUGAUAUUGUGGAUGAAGAUAUGCAUAUUCGAGAAUCUAGAAAGCAUAGGUUUGCUGAGCAAGAAAAGUACUCGAAAAAUAUGGAUUACAGUCCCCAUAGUGGGAGAUCCGACCGAAGAAAACCAUAUAAUGAUUACAUGUCGCAAGCUCGUAGCCGGCGGCAUUAUGAAAGAGAUCCACCUCAUUUGACAGAGAGAUCCCGCAAACCUGGAACCUUCAAGAGGUCACAUUCUAGAAGUUAUGAUUCUUCCGAUAGUUAUUAUUCUAAUAAAAGAAGACAAAAUGAUCAGCAGCGUAUGGAACAGUCUGAAGAUUACCAUUCUCACAGAAGUAACAGAGAGCGACACCAUACGAAUUACAACGAAGUAUCACACCGGAAACAUUCCCCAGUGAAACCACCAGAUAAGCAUAAUUCAAGUUCUGAUCAUUCCAAAUCCCAACACAAAGAUUUCCAUGACGAUUUAAAAUUUGAGCCUGAUUAUGAUGAAUACAGUGAUCCUGAUGAGAAAAUUAUUGAGCAUAAAGACAGGCCAAAACGAAAGAGCUUGUCUCCAGCUACAAGUCGCAAGCGACUAAAAACUGGAAAACUGUCCACAAAUAUUCCAGAAUCAGCUAUAAAAGAGGUACAAAAGACUGAUAAAUCUAGUUUAACUAGCAGUGCAAGUUCAUCUGCUGCUAGUGAAAGUGACUCAUCUGAAUCAGAUGAUCAAAAGGGUAGUAAAAACAAGACCUCAGAUACUGAUCAUAAGCAAAAGCACAAGAAAUCUCGGCACAAGAAACAUAAGAAGCAUAAGCAUAAACAUAAAAAGAAGAAAAGUCACAAGUUAAAGCAAAGGGACUAGCAUAUUUUUCAAUUUAAAGGGGAAACUGUUAAGUUUGUUAGUUUUUUUUUGGCUUGAUAUGUCUAAAUUUAAAAAAGCAAAUUUGUCAUUAUAUGAUCUGCAGUUUGUUACAAAAUUUUUUAGGAAGAGAAGGAUAAUCUGACAUUUUCUGCAGUCUCAUUUUUGUUCAAAUGAACAUUAGUUUGUUUUAUACUUAGAAUCCAUUGCCAAUGUUUUUUAUACUUAAAAUUUAUUGUUAAUGUAUGUAUUGCUUCCUCUCUGAAGAAUGUUAUUGCAAGAAAUAAGGAAUUCUGUUCUUGAACCACCACAAGCUGUGUUUUGUUUUCAGUGGCUAAUCAUAAACUUGCGACAAAUUUUUGACAUCAUCCAAUGGGUCAGGAUCUCUUCUCACACCCUCUAAUGAGGCAGAGAAUGUUUUUCACUGUGGUAGUUGUACAGGCGAGAUAUGUGGAAUUUGAAGAAGAGAAACGAGCAUAAUCCUUUCUCUCUCAAUAUCAGUAAAAAUGCCAAUUGGAUAUUUUUUAUUGCAAAAUGGUGUAAAUAUUUCCCUGUAUAAUAAAGCUAUAUUUAGUCCAGAUUUACAAUCCUGGCUUUUUUUGUGACCAUAUUAAUGUGUAUGGCUUUAUUUAUGCAUACUUGAUACUGUUUUACAAUACAAAUUAUGUUUUCUUUGCUGAUGCAGAUCAGAGGAAAGAGACCACAUUCAUUUUUGCACUUGGAAUUCCUAAUAAUACUGCUUCUUGUAUAACAUCUCUGGCAAAAAAUGUCUCUCCCUUCAUCAGAGGGUGUAAGAAGAAGUUCUUGAACCUGUCUCUGUAGCCAAAAGCAGGUAACUGUUGAUAACAUAAAAAUAAGUAUGGUCCAGCACAGUUAUGUCCUAUUCCUUGUCAACAAUAUUUUUAAGAAGGGAGUGACAUCAAAUAUGUGACUGUAAGGGUGAACAAAAUCACCUGUGUUAAAAAUUUGCCUUCUCUUUUAAAAAUUUGCAGAUUUAAGAUAUAUUUUUCAUGUAUGUAUAAAACAACCUGUACAUAAAUUCAGCUCAUUUGUAUAAUAAAUGCAUUAUUCAUA
This is a messenger RNA of Stegodyphus dumicola, 6164 nucleotides long. RefSeq names its product something that sticks like glue (gene snama). Lineage: Eukaryota; Metazoa; Arthropoda; Arachnida; Araneae; Eresidae. Gene Ontology annotation, molecular function: nucleic acid binding; zinc ion binding; ubiquitin protein ligase activity. Gene Ontology annotation, biological process: mRNA processing; protein ubiquitination; ubiquitin-dependent protein catabolic process. Gene Ontology annotation, cellular component: nucleus. The record is from RefSeq and is a predicted model, not a curated record.